Messenger RNA from Manis pentadactyla (Chinese pangolin), 2089 nucleotides. It is a transcript of the gene POU2AF1, whose product is annotated as POU class 2 homeobox associating factor 1. Gene Ontology annotation, cellular component: RNA polymerase II transcription regulator complex. The transcript is spliced from 5 exons. Gene Ontology annotation, molecular function: POU domain binding; transcription coactivator activity; DNA binding. The coding region runs from base 324 to 1094 and encodes 256 amino acids. Lineage: Eukaryota; Metazoa; Chordata; Mammalia; Pholidota; Manidae. The record is from RefSeq and is a predicted model, not a curated record. Gene Ontology annotation, biological process: positive regulation of transcription by RNA polymerase II.
GCCACAGCCUCCUGUUGCUGCGCUGCGGUUCGGAUCCAGCUGGCUGGCUCUGCGAGUCAAGUGGCCCGCAGCCGGAGGGCCUCUGAGGGUGCGCACAGUGGGGUGACAGGCAGCCUUGCUGAAGAAAAAGUGCACCGGUGCCUGAGGUGGGAGGAUGUGACGCCGCUGUGCCCCCGCGCAGUGGGAACUUGGGCCUUUAAAAGGCCGAGGAAACAGCCUCUGAGCAAGCAGUGGCUGCACUGGAGGAACGCACACCCAGGUCUCACAUUAAAGAAGUCAAACUGUCUGCUUCAAAGAGAAAAGGCAACAUCCUGUCACAGGCCAUGCUCUGGCAAAAACCCACAGCUCCGGAACAAGCCCCAGCCCCACCCCGGCCAUACCAGGGUGUCCGUGUGAAGGAGCCGGUGAAGGAGCUGCUCAGGAGGAAGCGUGGCCAUGCCAGUGGCGGGGCAGGGGUCACACCUACUGCGGUGGUGUUGCCACAUCAGCCCCUGGCGACCUACACCACAGUGGGUCCUUCCUGCCUUGACAUGGAGGUCUCCGCGUCCACAGUGACGGAGGAAGGGUCUCUGUGUGCUGGCUGGCUCUCCCAACCCGCCCCAGCCACCCUCCAGCCCCUGGCCCCAUGGACGCCCUACACUGAGUAUGUGUCCCAUGAGGCUGUCAGCUGCCCCUACUCAGCUGACAUGUAUGUGCAGCCCAUGUGCCCCAGCUACACGGUAGUGGGGCCCUCCUCCGUGCUGACUUACGCCUCCCAGCCGCUCAUCACUAAUGUCACGACGAGAGCUGCCGCCACGCCGACAGUGGGGCCACAGCUGGAGGGCCCCGAGCACCAGGCGCCCCUAACCUAUUUCCCAUGGCCUCAGCCCCUGUCCACGCUGCCCACCUCCACCCUUCAGUACCAGCCUCCAGCCCCAGCCCUGCCCGGGCCCCAGUUUGUCCAGCUCCCCAUCUCCAUCCCCGAGCCAGCCCUUCAGGACAUGGAAGACCCCAGGAGACCCGUCAGCUCCCUGACCAUCGACAAGCUCCUUUUGGAGGAGGAGGAUAACAACGCCUAUGCGCUCAACAACACGCUGUCUGUGGAAGGCUUUUAGGGCUGGCUCCCACCCGAGAAUCCUGUUCCCUGAAACUGGGAUUUUAAAUUGAGCCUGGAAUUCAUCCUCAGAUUCAUAUUUGUUUGGAGUAGUCAUUUCGUUACCACACUUUCUAUUCAAACUAAAACUGUAGACUUUCAUUCCUUCCUUCCUUUGUCCCUCUCUCCCUCCCUCCCUCCCUUCAUCCAUUCCUGCCUCCCCCCUUCCUUUUCCUUUCCCAUUUCUUUUUCCAAUUUGUUCCUUUAUGAGUGGGAAUUACAAGCGUUUUACAGAUAAUAUUGAUGUCAAGUGUUGCAAAUAUGUGAAGCAGGUGUUUUUAUUUCUGCCAUGCUUGCUCCCUGGAGAAGGCCCCGUCAGAGUGCCUGCUGUUUUAGCACAGCCACAGGCCUGCUGAGCUGUCCUGGGGUCAGUGCAGCCCUGCCCUCUGUCAUUCUGUGAUUUGUGGGGUGCCCUGCAGGAAGGCCGGUCCUGCCAUUCCUCCAGGGCCAGCCCGAUGCCGGAGUCCUCGAGCUGUGGGUCACCAGGGCUGCUCCUUUGUUUGCAGUUCUGAGCACUGGCCAGAUUUACAGUCUAGGCAGCAGAGUUUCAAGGCCUGGGGCUCAGUGAGAUGGGGGUUUGGGUGGGGGACAAAAAAGAACAGAGUGGGUAGGGGCAGGGACAGGAGGGAUGGGAACAUGGGGGACAAAGGAGGGAAAGGUUGGGUUUUGGGGGGAUAAUGGGGGCUGAGGAAUGGUUUAGCUCCAGAUUACUUGGUUAUUAAGAAGGCAAAUAAACUCAAGAAAACUGUUACUUUAGUAGGUGGUUUUGCUAUUUUCCUUGAAGAUACUUGCAGGAAAAGCUGAGCUCUAGUGAAGAGGGUGGUUGAAGCGUCUGACUGCUUCUUCCCACGUCAGGACCCUCUGUGGAGCUGUGUGGUGGAGGCUGAGACUCAGCAACGCCCAGCAGUGGCAGGGGUCUUUGCUUAGUGCUAUCACACAUGCUUCUUUAGUGUCUUA